AUGUCGGGACUUCCACCUACCCAUGGCACUCGGCCCGUUUCCCCCAAGGUGACCGGCCUUGAUGACAAGGAUAUUAAAGCCACCGAACCGCCUCCAGCUAAUCCUAGCAAGUACAAUGACCAUGGUACAAGUGAACAGUCCGGCAGCGAUGAAGACAUUGAAGGGUACGGCGAGAACCCGUUUUCAGAUCCGACCAAAGCGGCAUACUGGAAAGAGGUAUACGAGAAUUCUCGGUAUGAGUGUCGACAUGUUUUUGACCCUGAUAUCGCUUGGUCGCGCGAGGAAGAGAAAAAGAUUGUCCGGAAGCUAGACUGGCACUGCGUCAUGUUCUUUGCCCUGCAAGUGGACCGAGGGAAUCUCAGUCAAGCGGUAUCUGACAACAUGUUGGACGAUCUCGGCAUGAACACCAAUGACUACAAUUAUGGAAAUAUGGUCUUUCUUGUCUCUUUCCUCUUAGCUGAGCUUCCCUCGCAACUAGUUUCUAAGGCCAUCGGCCCUGAUAGGUGGAUUCCAACUCAAAUUUGCCUAUGGUCCAUAGUUGCCGCCGCACAAUGCUCCCUGAAAGGAAGGGCCAGUUUUCUUGCAACGAGAUCUCUGCUUGGACUCCUAGAGGGCGGAUUCAUCCCAGAUCUCGUCCUGUGGCUGAGUUACUUUUACACCUCGCGGGAACUUCCGAUUAGACUUAGCUACUUUUGGACUACUCUGUCGGUCACCGGCAUCGCCACAUCCCUCUUGGCUUUUGCCCUGCUGCACAUGCGGGGCAUCAACGGCUGGGGCGGAUGGCGCUGGUUGUUCCUGAUUGAAGGCCUCAUUACCCUCACCAUUGGAAUCGCGUCCUUCUUCCUGAUGCCGGCCUCCGCCGUACAGACGAAGACGUGGUUCCGACCCAAAGGGUGGUUCAACGACCGUGAAGUGCGCAUCGUCGUCAACCGCGUGCUUCGGGACGACCCGUCCAAGGGAGAUAUGCACAAUAGGCAAGCAAUUACGCCAAAGCGCCUAUGGGAAGCCCUCAAGGAUUACGACCUCUGGCCUCUAUACAUUAUCGGCUUAAUCGCAUACAUGCCGCAAGGACCGCCAGCCAAGUACCUCACACUGAGCCUGCGCUCCAUAGGAUUCAGCGCGUUCAAUACGAACUUACUCACGAUCCCUGUCAGCGUUAUUCACAUGAUCAAUUUGCUCCUCAUCACGCGCCUGUCCGAAUGGCUCAAUGAGCGGACCUUCGUAUCCAUGCUGCAACCCUUGUGGACGCUACCUUGCAUGAUUGCCUUGCGUUGGUGGCCAGGUCUGGUAGACAAUAAAUGGGGAACUUACGGGCUUAUCGUCAGCCUGCUCUCUUAUCCAUAUUGCCACGCUAUCUUGGUUGCAUGGUGCUCGAGGAAUUCCAAUAACGUGGCAGCACGGUCUGUCUCUGCAGCCUUAUACAACAUGUCCGUCCAGCUCGGCAAUGUUGCCGAUUCGUUCAUUUACAGAGAAGAUGACAAGCCUUACUACCACCGAGGAAACAUGCAACUGGUAGCUAUUAACUUUGCUGCGAUUGGGGUAUUUCUCCUGACCAAAGCCUACUACGUUUAUCGCAACAAACAGCGUGAUCGAAUUUGGAAUAGCAUGACUCAGGAAGAGCGUGACGACUACGUGAAGAAUACCAAACUAGUGGGCAGUCGCAGGCUGGAUUUUAGAUUUGCUCACUGA
Messenger RNA from Scedosporium apiospermum, 1689 nucleotides. Its product is annotated as putative transporter. Gene Ontology annotation, biological process: transmembrane transport. The transcript is spliced from 3 exons. Gene Ontology annotation, molecular function: transmembrane transporter activity. The record is from RefSeq and is a predicted model, not a curated record. Gene Ontology annotation, cellular component: membrane. Bases 1 to 1689 code for a protein of 562 amino acids. NCBI's taxonomy places the organism in Eukaryota, Fungi, Ascomycota, Sordariomycetes, Microascales, Microascaceae.